AUGUUUGAAAACGGUGGAAGCAGAAGUAAUCAACAGACAUUUGAAGUCGCCAAUGACGACAUGCUUCAACCUACAGGUUCCAAGUUUUUUGAUGAUGAUGGCCGUCCCAAAAGAACAGGAACUGUUUGGACUUCAAGUGCCCACAUAAUAACUGCAGUUAUUGGUUCUGGGGUGCUAUCUUUGGCUUGGGCUAUUGCUCAGCUUGGUUGGGUUGCUGGUCCUGCUGUGAUGGUUCUCUUCUCUGUGGUGACUUAUUACACCUCAGUUCUUCUAGCUGCUUGUUACCGCACUGGCGACCAACUCACUGGCAAGAGAAACUACACUUACAUGCAAGCUGUUAAUUCCUACCUAGGUGGUAUGAAUGUCAAGUUUUGUGGGUGGGUUCAGUAUCUGAACCUUUUUGGAGUAUCAAUUGGGUACACCAUAGCAGCUUCCAUAAGCAUGAUGGCAGUCAAAAGGUCUAACUGUUAUCAUUAUAGCGGGGGGAAAGAUCCAUGCAAAAUGAACAGCAAUUUUUACAUGAUUUCAUUUGGAAUUGUGGAAAUUAUUUUCUCGCAAAUUCCAGAUUUCCACGAGUUAUCGUGGCUCUCUAUUUUGGCUGCUGUCAUGUCCUUCACAUACUCACUUAUUGGACUCGGUCUUGGGAUUGGUAAAGUUAUAGGAAACGGAAGAAUCAAAGGAAGCCUAACUGGUGUAACUAUUGGUACUGUGACAGAAAGCCAAAAAGUUUGGAGAAGUUUCCAAGCUCUUGGUAACAUAGCCUUUGCCUACUCCUACUCAAUGAUCCUUAUAGAAAUUCAGGACACAGUGAAAUCCCCUCCUGAAGAGUCAAAGACAAUGUCCAAGGCUACUUUAGUCAGUGUUCUAGUCACAAGCCUUUUCUAUUUGCUAUGUGGUAGCUUUGGCUAUGCUGCUUUUGGAGAUGCAAGCCCGGGAAAUCUGCUCACUGGUUUUGGCUUCUAUAACCCAUAUUGGCUCCUUGACAUAGCCAAUGUUGCCAUUGUUGUUCACCUUGUUGGUGCAUACCAAGUUUACUGCCAACCUCUUUUCCAAUUUAUCGAAAAAAACACAGCACAAAAAUUCCCAAACAACGAUUUUAUAAGCAAAGAAUUUGAAGUACCAAUCCCUGGCUGCAAACCCUUCAAGCUCAACCUCUUUAGGUUGGUCUGGAGGACAACUUUUGUGAUCUUAUGUACCGUGAUAGCUAUGCUCCUACCAUUCUUCAAUGACAUUGUGGGGCUUAUUGGAGCCAUUGGAUUUUGGCCCCUCACUGUGUAUUUCCCAGUGGAGAUGUACAUAGUUCAAACUAAAAUACCCAAGUGGAGCACAAAAUGGAUAUGCCUCCAAAUACUUAGUGCUGCAUGCUGUGUAAUUACUCUAGUAGCUGCAGUUGGUUCCAUUGCUGGAAUUCUUGAUGAUCUUAAAGUUUACAAGCCAUUCUACACCAGUUACUAA
This is a messenger RNA of Sphenostylis stenocarpa, 1455 nucleotides long. Lineage: Eukaryota; Viridiplantae; Streptophyta; Magnoliopsida; Fabales; Fabaceae. The record is from the annotation of a GenBank genome assembly.